Molecule: messenger RNA, 3792 nt
Organism: Dimorphilus gyrociliatus
Lineage: Eukaryota; Metazoa; Annelida; Polychaeta; Dinophilidae
Source: the annotation of a GenBank genome assembly
AUUUUGGAUAUGAGCUAGCUGCAGAAUUUAGCCAGUAACAAUCAGUACAGCAAAUUAUCUAUUAACAGAAGGCCUAUAUUGAAGCGGUAUAAAACAUCUGCUGUGUUGAAUAAUCACUUUCGGAUUUACUUGAGCUGGGACGUAGUGUUGAUGAAUUUGAACUAAAUAUACGUUGUUUCUUAUAGUUCUUUUCUCUCUUUCUCUCUCUUAUUGAUAAUUCAGAGACGAUUUUGAAUAGUUUUAUCAGACUCAGAUUAAAAGGUUGACAACUAUUCAAGAGUAGAAGGAAGAAGAGUAUAUUGAUAUUAAAAUAGAUAUGGAUAUAUGGCUUGUUUUUUAAUAGAAUAUAUAUAUAUAUAUGAUUGAAUAAUAGAAUAUAUAUUGAAGAAGAAAAAGUCAAGUUGAAAUUUAUGAACUUUUUCAUACAAUAUUUGGCCUUUUUUGUUGAAAAAUAGUAUGAUAUUGAAACUAAACUAAAGAGAAAAAAAUAUGUCGGAAAAGGAGAAGAUGACUAGUAAAAAUGGUAGUAAGAAUGGAUAUGGUACAAUUGAUGAUGUAGAAAUUCAAUUAGUCGAAAGAAAUAACGAAGAAGAGACAUAUGGUUUGAAAAGUAUAUGGCGUCCAUGCGGAUCUGAGAAAACAACCUACUUUAAUGAUGGAAAACGAAAAAUCGACUUUGUUAUUGUUUACGAAGAACAAAGUAAUGCUGAAGAUAGCGAAACAAAAUCUGAUAAACAAGUUUUAGAUGAAAGUAAAGUGCAGAAGAAAUAUCGGCGAUGGAGAACGACCUUCAUUGAAAAUUUAAAAGACUUGGGAGGUCAACACCCAAGUUUGGCCGAGAAAGGAUUAGAGCUUGAAGAGGAAAUUUCUAUUGUUGAUAAGAAAGAACUUCAUUUCAUUAAGAUACACUGUCCAUGGCCUGUUUUAUCCUACUACGCUGAAGAUUUAUCAUUUAGAGCUCCUCUACAAGCUCAUCAGAGACCAACAAUAAAUUGGUCUGACAGGGUACUUUCCACUUUAAAUUUACCCAAUAUUAUGAAAGAGGAUGUUCCUAAUAAACCACUAGAUUUCAACACAGCAGCUUUUAAAUUAUCCAAACUAAAGACUUAUCUGGGUAGCGAGGAUACGGAUACAUUCUUUUCUAAUCGCGAAAGACAAAGAAUCACUUGGGAAAUAUUAGUAAGCGUCGUAUUUGGUAAAAGUACAGAAUGUGGUAUAGAAAGACUUUUAGAUUGUGGAGCCUUCGUUGCAGCUUAUCCUCUACAUGACGGUCCCUACGAAAUGCCAGUAAAUAAUGAAGAAGGAGAAAAAAAAGUAUUAAAUAUGAGACAAAUACUAUACGAAUAUUGGGGAAGAUGGGGAAAAUGGUACAAAUAUCAGCCAAUGGAUCAUAUUAGACAAUAUUUUGGCGAAAAGAUAGGAAUAUAUUUCGCCUGGUUAGGCUUCUAUACUGCUUGGUUAAUACCUGCAUCUGUUGUUGGAAUUCUAGUCUUUUUCUAUGGUGUUGGCUCAAUGUUUUGGGAUGUACCUGCUAAGGAAAUAUGCGAAAGUGGAGAUACAUUUAAAAUGUGUCCCUUAUGCGACAACGGCUGUGGUUAUUGGAACAUGUCGUCGGUAUGCUUCUAUCAAAAGUUGGCUUAUCUAUUCGAUCAUCCUGGAACUGUGUUUUAUGCCGUAUUUAUGAGUUUUUGGGCUGUUACAUUUUUGGAGUAUUGGAAAAGAAAAAAUGUAUCAUUAGCCCAUCAUUGGGAUUGCUUAGGGUACGAGGAGGAAGAUGAAAGACCUAGACCUGAAUAUGCCGCCUUGGCUCCAGCCAAAGAAAAGAACCCUAUCACAGGUGUAAUGGAACCACAUUUCCCUCCUAGAGAUCGAAUACCGAGAUUGCUGUCAGGAAUAGCGGUUAUCGUUAUCAUGAUGGUCUUGGUUAUAAUAUUCAUUGUAGCUGUUAUUCUCUAUAGGAUUAUAAUAGCAGUACCGAUAGUCAAGAAUCCAGUUCUUAGACCAAGAGCUCAAACAAUAGCGAGUAUGACAGCAGCCGUGGUUAACUUGAUAAUAAUUAUGGCUUUGGGGAAAGUUUAUGAAUUGCUGGCACAUAAACUUACUCAAUGGGAAAUGCAUAGAACUCAAACAGAAUUCGAAGAUCAUUUUAUAUAUAAAGUCUUCAUUUUUCAAUUUGUCAACUUUUAUUCGUCUAUUAUUUAUGUUGGCUUCUUUAAAGGAAAAUUUGUCGGAUAUCCAGGACACUAUACAACAUUUUUUGGCCUAAGGAACGAAGAGUGUCAAAAUGGUGGAUGCUUAAUUGAAUUGGCCCAGCAACUAGGCAUUAUUAUGAUUGGUAAACAAAUGAUCAAUAACGCUCAAGAGCUCAUCGUACCUAAGAUAAAGGGCUUUAUUCAAAAGUGGAGGAGGGGUAGUACAAAAAAGAAGGGAGAAAUUAUUGAACGCCCCCAAUGGGAAGAAGAUUUUGAUCUAAUUGAAAGUGAAGGAUUAUUUGCCGAAUAUCUUGAAAUGGUACUCCAGUUUGGAUUCAUUACAAUAUUUGUAGCAGCUUUUCCAUUAGCUCCAGUUUUUGCUCUAUUAAAUAAUUGGAUAGAAAUUCGAUUAGAUGCAAGCAAAUUUGUAUCUGAAACAAGACGCCCUAUUGCGGAAAGGUGUGAAGAUAUAGGCGUUUGGUUCACCAUCUUAGAAGCUUUAGCCCAGUUAGCCGUCAUAAGUAAUGCAUUCCUUAUCGCCUUUACAUCAACAUUUCUUCCCAAGUUAUUAUAUAAAUAUCACUAUCGCUGGGAUUUAAAGGGCUACGUUAACUUUAGCCUUGCAAUAGCACCACCAGAUAGUGGGUACAAUGAAACAUGUCGAUAUCAGGCUUUUAGAGACCCUAAUGGUAAAGAAACUACAUUCUACUGGAAUUUAUUAGCGGUUCGGUUAGGCUUUAUUAUUCUCUUUGAGCACGUUGUCUUCGGAAUAUGCAGGUUAAUUGAUAUUCUUGUACCAGACGUUCCAGAAAGUUUAGAAAUAAAGAUAAAGAGAGAAAGAUAUCUUGCUAAACAAGCAUUAGCUGAUAUUAAUAUAAAGCCGGAAAAUGCUGAGGAAAAUGCUUAAAGAAGAUAAGAAAUAUCUUUCUAUUCUGUUGCUUUAUAUAUGGUUUUAUUUUUAAGUAUUCUCUAAUUUUUCACUCUCUAUCUCCCCUUAAAUUACACUAGACAUAUACUUACUUAUACAGUAUGCAUAAUAUACUCAUUAUUUAAACACUAACUAUAAAAUACUACUGUAUGUUAAAUAAUAAUAAAUAUAUGCAGUUAAGCCCAAAAUUUAGAAGUAGAGAUAUGUUUUGCUCGUUUCUUAAAGAAAUUAACUUACUCGUAUAUAUACAGUAUAUAUAAUAUAUAUAUAUAUAUAUAGUAUAUAUAAUCUUUGUCCGCUUCAUUUCUCCCUUUGUUUUUUUCUUCACACCUAGGUGAAUACUAAUAUUUUGAAGCUUUAAUAUAAAUGUUUAUUUCAUUUGUUUUUUUUAAAAAAAAAGCAAUUUUUUUGGGGCCAUCUGCAGAAAAGAAACAAUAUUUUUCUUAACAAAAAACUAAAAGAGAAAAGAUUAAAUUUCUUUAAUUUUUUUUUUUAAAAAAAAACUUAGAAAUAUCUGAUUUAACAAUAAUAAAAAACUAAAAGUACAACAAAUGAAGUAUAUUUCCAAUGGAUUAAUUAAUAUAACUAGCAUAAAAGGUAUAUUUACCAGGAAUGAAAGAUAAAGACCCUGUCUCUGUGUGUAUGUGUGUGUGUGUGUGUGUGUGUGUGUGU